AUGUCGCUGCUCUCUGGCAUUCAACUCUAUCCAGAGGCCAUCGCGUGGUCGGUUGUCAUCUCCUCAACCAUCAUCAUGAAGGAAUACGACACAACGCCUCUCGUCAGCUUCCAUACUCUUCCAGUGCUGAGAGAGAAAUACGGAUCCCCAGACUCAUCCCAGCCCGGUGACGUAGAGUUGGCAACAAACUCUUCCUUGUUUAAAGAGCCACCGUACCGCUUGUCCAACUCAUCCGGGAGAUUUCAAUGGAAUAGAGUGACUAGAGGUGCACGUCACGCCACGGGGCGGAGUCCUUCCGCUGCCUAUUUGGGCCAGGCUGAGGCGGGCCUUCAUACACUGUACGGCACCGAGCCGAAGCACGCCGAUCCGGAAGACCCGCCCGAGGUAGGGUUCUCUUAG
Aspergillus calidoustus is the source of this 399-nucleotide messenger RNA. The record is from the annotation of a GenBank genome assembly. Lineage: Eukaryota; Fungi; Ascomycota; Eurotiomycetes; Eurotiales; Aspergillaceae.